This is a messenger RNA of Chelmon rostratus (copperband butterflyfish), 3487 nucleotides long. RefSeq names its product GRAM domain-containing protein 2B. The transcript has 13 exons. The record is from RefSeq and is a predicted model, not a curated record. Lineage: Eukaryota; Metazoa; Chordata; Actinopteri; Chaetodontiformes; Chaetodontidae. Bases 80 to 1243 code for a protein of 387 amino acids.
CUGAAGCCAAACAAGAACGGUGGAGUUUGGCGUGGAGCGUCGUUUCUACACGAACCGACGACCACUGGCUGCGGGAAGAAUGCUUGAAAACAAGAGGGAGAGAUUGAAAACCUUCCUCAGGAAGAUCGACGAAAAGGCCAUAGUCAGAAUCAAGCACUUCAUGAAAGAGAGCAGCUACCCAGUAGAGAGCAGUGGUGGUGGGCUGCCAGCUAAAGUGAAGAAAAGCAGGAGCAGCUUAAGCAAUGGCAGCAUCAAGAAGGCCGAGGCGAGGAAAGCCUUGAGCUUGGAGGCGGCUCAGCUCGAGAUCCAGCAGCAGCACAAAACCCUCACCAGACAAGUAGCCAUCAGGUCGCAGACGUUCGAUGUCGAGAACAGAGGCUUUGACAGGACCGAGAGCACUGGCACACGAAGUAGUUUCAUGAAGCACAACAAGACAUUCCACCAGUUGUUUCCAGACAUUCCUAAGAGUGAAGACUUGAUACAUGCAUACAUCUGUGCCCUGCAGAAGGAAGUGCCCUACCAUGGUCGGCUGUACGUCACUGACACCCAUGCCUGUUUCUACUCCUCAGUUCUGCUUAAGGACACUAGGGUAGUAAUUCCAGUUUCCUCCAUCCACAUUGUGAAGAAGCAGAACACGGCUUUACUGGUUCCCAACGCCUUGUCAAUCCGCACCUCAGAGGGAGACAAGUACCUGUUUGUGUCGCUGCGCAACAGAGAGUCCUGUUUUCAGCUGCUGCGUUCAGUAUGUCCUCAGAUAGAGGAUGGCAGCACAAACAGCAGCCCCAUCUUCUCCUCAGCUGAGAACAGCUUCGACAAGAGCAAACUUGUUAACACCAGCCAGUCCAGUCUGGACGACAGCUUGGACCAAUUCGACGGCUCUGAGUCACAGACUUUGCAAGACCAGCGUCUGCACAGACCACACAGAGAGGCAGUGCCUAAUGGGAAUGGCUCAGCUUUCAGGAGCCUACACCUGCAGCAGAGCGAUAGCUCGUCCUCAGAGGAGCUGUCAGUAUCCGGUGGAUCGUGGGUUUGGAAUGUGACGGAAACGGCCAAGUCCCUGCUGGUUCAGAGAGAGCCCAGCACCCUCAACACUCUACUCUUCAUUUACUUGAUUUUGGUCGUGCUGCUGCUGCUGUCUUCCGGGUACAUCGGUUUACGUAUCGUGGCCCUGGAGGAACAGCUGACAUCCCUUGGGGCAUUGCCUGAGUUCACCUUACAGAGCGGGUACCACCAAGACACAUAACACUGGGUGACUGAAGGAGAGAUCGGUUGACUCAUGACUGGAGGAGUAUUUCGGCCUCUUCCGGCAGAACACGGCGGGAGAAGUUUCAUGCGCGCCGACCGUGCUCCCAACAUGGCCUCCGCUGUUGGCUGGAGGAAAAAUGGCCAACCUGUGCAAUUUCAGAGACAACUCGUAAACUUGAAGGGCUAUACCUCCUCUUAGUGCAGUAGACAAACGGACAUGCCACGACUUAGUCACGUAGAGCCGAGCCAAAAUGCAUCCGCACGCUGCCUGGCUGCAGCGUGCCUGUCGUUGAAACCAAAGUCAAACGGCUCUGACUCCUGUGUGCCACACUGGCCAAGCUGACGGGCACUUUCCCGUCGGCAGCUGAUCCACAUCUGUGAACUUGUGUUAUCCAUUGUCCUUCGUACGCAUAGUCUUCUCCCCUGAGCAUGCAGUCUGAACAGGGCUAUACCGAUCAGCAUUAGCCUGCUGUAGUGCUUAUUAUUGCACCUCAACACCAGAGACGUAGUGCUAUGCACAGCCAAAGAUGCACACGGUGCACGUCUUUUGCAUGAGUGCACAGAGAUGACUUUUCCCCUCUUUACCCUCCCAUCGCUCAGUGGUAUGUGCAAAUCUGUCUCUGUCCUUAAACUGAGCAACUGCCGGGUACUUCUCUUUGAAUGGUUCUAAUCGGCUGCUGGGUUGACAUGAUGAUCGCUGAAAUCUCAAAAUCAGAUCAGCCCCCGGAGGCUCGACGCUCUCCUGAUGGUCUUAUCCUUUCUCUCUUUCUCCAUCCAGCAAUGAUUGCAGUAUUACUUCCCUCGUCUUUGGCAUGAUUUAAAUCAGUUUAAUGAUCGACGCUGAGAGGUUGUUUUCCCCUGCAGUCUCAGCUGGAUGAAAGCAUCAUCAAUGCACAAAUAUUUAGUACAUUAGGACACGAGGAGGUUGCCUCAGAUAUGUUUCCGUGUACUUUUCUAUGACUUUGGUCUUGGAGAGUAGGUUUAAAAACUGGUCCAGAUGUCUGUCGAUGUACUGUCCGCCACGACACAUUGUGUUUAAAGUACAGACCUCUCUCUUUCACAGGCCUCUUGAGGAGCAAGUGGCUCUCUAGAAUUUUCAGGUUAUUUAAAGUAGCACCAAUAAUGUAUUUCUAAUGCUCACGCGCGUGUCUGCAAUAUCGACACUUGACUGAUACUGUAUGUGCGUUCUCGCUCUUGUCACCCAAAGAGGAGAAUGUCAGGUCCAAGUUUUCAACAGCAGAACAAGUGGUCCCAAGAAGAAAUUUCAAUAUGCAACAGAUUAUUAUGCAUGGCAAAAAUGUAAUUUAUCUUUGUGUGCUGUUUUUAAAUGGAGCUCGAUGUUUGUGGGGAAGAAAACAACACAAAAAAAAAAAAGAUGUUGAGGGGGGGAGGGGGGGUGAGGAAGUAGGCAACAGCUCAAGCGAGCGAGCGCACUUUAAAAAAAAAAAUGUGUUGUGCCUGUCACAAUCCAAGACACCGUGGUUUGGAUUGAGAGGAAAAGAUGGCUAAGAUGGCGUUCUGUGGUAUCUGACGGUGCUAAGACCUUUUUUUUUUUUUUUUUUAAAAGAUUGUUUUCACUCAGGGGUGGUGGGCACUACCUGCCACGUGGUUUUAGGUCGUCAUCUCUUCCUUUUUCAUUUCAAAGUCUUGUGCUCGUGAUGGGGUUCACAUUCUGUACAUCUUGGCUUUGGUGGUUUCUCAAAUGUCCCUUUGAGAAAGAACACGAUCUUUCAUUGAGAUUCAUUUGACUUUACUAACUGAUGUAAUUGUGUUCAGCUUCUCUGAAUUUUUCUUUUCCCCCUCGUAUGACCCUUUUUAAACUAACCUAACAAUGCAUAUCCACAUCUCAAUGACUGAACCAUCACCCUUGUUGUGGAAGCUCUUCUUGACGAGGUGUAGCGAGUGGGUUGACUUCUGCUACGUCCUAUCUCAAGGUGGUCACAUGCUCAAGUUUAGCGAAGGUUUUUUGUCAACACACCAUCCUGUCAGUUCUUAUAAUCCCUCAGCAGGGGGCGGCACACACAUCCACUGUCCUUGAAUGGACAUGAUGCAAGAAUCUCAAUGAUGAGGGCAGUAUUUGUGUGGUUUUGCACUAUUCAAAGUGUUGUACAUAAUUUUGUAUCAAUUGUUAAUGUCCUUAAUUCUACCAUGGUCCUAUAAAUAUUUAUUUGCAUUCUGUGUAAUUCAAAGUAGUCUCUGUGAGAUGGCUUUGCUAUUGUUCAAAAUAAAACAAAUGUUGCGA